UAUUGUCAAAUUAACGCUUAAAUAUAAUCUGUGUGUCUUCCCGUUAGCAACAGUUUAACCUUGAAUAGUGCGCGAAUAGUUGAGGGCGUGGGGAAGCGGGAGGGGUAAUUUCACCGCACUUGUCUGUCGUUGUUUGGACGCCAUUAAGUGUGCGCGACAGUGCGCGUGUUAUUGUAUUCUACUUGUUAGAAAAAUUGAUUUCAAACACUGCCGGCAAGAAAAUAAGACACAUUAAAAUGUCGCAAGUCAAAACGCGAAAUACGACAUGUUGUCCUGUGUUUGGUUUACCGGAGAAGUUACCAUUGUCUCAAUUACCGACUUAUAAUGCUGUAAUGAAGAAUUACUUAUUUAUUAAAUAUGAAUUAAAGCCUGACAAAACAACAAAAGAACCGACAGUUCAUGAUAUAUCCGAAAGAUUGACUACGGAAAUUUUAGAUAUAUGGCGUAAAGCAUCGCUUCCUACUGUCAGCUUUAAGAGAGUUCUUAAACUUAUUCGAACUUACCAUGACAAAUAUAGAGGAUUACUAAAACCUUAUCAAGGCCGUAAAAUGAAUAAGAAAUAUCAACAGAAGAUAGCUGAAUUUGUAACUGAGUCCCAAAGGUUAUUUGAUGUUUGCAGUUGCAAAUGUAAACUUAUCUCAGAGUGUACUUGCUCAAAAGAUAACCGUGUUCCCAGGGAAGAAGUGUCUUUUUUACUUGAUCAAAGAACAACAAGAAAAAUGAUGAUAGGCGGUGUAGAUUUGGUUGCGACUGAAAAAAAUAUAAAAAAAUUCAAAAGACAUGAAAAAGAAUUACUACGUAAGAAAGAAAUAGUGGAUACUAACCAACCGUCUUGUUCUCGUUCUUUACCUGAUAACUUAACGAUCGAAAGCGCCAGUUCAAGCAAUAAUAGCGUAGCUUCUAGUCCUUAUCAAUCGCCUAAACAAACAGCUGCUCCGCCAACAAAGAAAAAGAGAUUAAAUUUACCAUCAUUAGCCCUCGCCUGCGAUCGUACGGGGGUCUCUGAUAGAGCAGCUGCUAUUAUAGCUUCUUCAGUGUUAAAAGAUGUUGGAAUUAUUACAUCAAAGGAUCCAAGUGCUGUUAUUGAUCGUUCAAAGUUACGACGUGAAAGAACGAAAGUCAGAUCAGCUUUAUACGAUGCAGAUCGCAAUAAAAGUAUACGCGGUAUUUAUUUUGAUGGCAGAAAAGAUAAGACUUUGGUUAAUAUUCAGAAGGAAGGCAAAUUUUAUAGAAAAAGAGUAAUAGAAGAUCAUUAUGUGAUUUUAUCAGAACCAGGAAGUGAUUAUUUCGGGCAUGUUACGUGUGAGUUGGGAACUGCUAGAGGUAUUGAAAGUAGCAUAAUAAACCAUUUAAGAACAAAAUCGGUGGAAUUGGAUAAAAUAAUUGUUGUUGGUUGCGAUGGUACAGUCGUGAAUACAGGUUUCAAAGGAGGUGUUUGCAAAAUGGCAGAAAACUCUAGGAAGCGUCAACUUCGGCCGUCGACUUCAUCAAAAAGAAAAGUAUUUCGAGUGGAAAGUCCAUCAUUUGAAGAGGAAGUCAAUGCCCUAUUGCUAGCUUUAGACCAAUCAGACAGUGAAGGUGAUAUUAAAGAGUUCUUGGUUUUCGACCGCGAACUUUUGCAGUUACGUGAAAGUUACCAAGAUGAAGAUCUAGAGGAGAACAUUCCAGAAGUGGAUAGCAGCAAUGUGGAGUGCCAGAUCACUAGAGGAGAUAGCACCGAUAGUUCUGAUGAUGCCUUGCCUCUUUCGGAAUUACGAAAAUCGAAUUUUUACUACGGUAAAAAUUGUUAUAAAUGGUCGAAGACGCCUCCUAAUACUAGGGUUCGCACACUGCAACAUAAUAUAAUUACGCAUGCUUGUGGAUUGAAAUUGACAGGUGAAAAUGCGAAAGACCCUUUGAGCAUUUGGCAUAAAUUGAUUGACGAUGAAAUGCUCCAACAAGUUUUGACUAGGACUAACAAAAAAAUUGCCAGUUACAGGAUGAAGUUCGCUCGGCAGAAUAAACCUGAACUGAAAGACAUUGAUAUUACUGAACUGAAGGCUUUUGUGGGGCUUUUACUAUAUUCACCUGUUUUGAAAUCUAACCACGAACGUACUGGUUACUUAUUUGCAAGAGAUGCUACAGGCUGUGAAAUAUUUAGAUGCGGCAUGUCAGAAAAUAGAUUUCUCAUAUUGUUACUGUGUUUGAUUCGAUAA
This is a messenger RNA of Amyelois transitella, 2195 nucleotides long. RefSeq lists its product as uncharacterized. The transcript has 3 exons. The record is from RefSeq and is a predicted model, not a curated record. NCBI's taxonomy places the organism in Eukaryota, Metazoa, Arthropoda, Insecta, Lepidoptera, Pyralidae. Bases 237 to 2195 code for a protein of 652 amino acids.